Molecule: messenger RNA, 1257 nt
Organism: Dichotomopilus funicola
Lineage: Eukaryota; Fungi; Ascomycota; Sordariomycetes; Sordariales; Chaetomiaceae
Product: cystathionine gamma-lyase
Exons: 1
Coding region: 1-1257 (418 amino acids)
Biological process (GO): transsulfuration
Cellular component (GO): cytoplasm
Molecular function (GO): pyridoxal phosphate binding; carbon-sulfur lyase activity
Source: RefSeq, a predicted model, not a curated record
AUGACAGGUCACACCGACCAGCCUAUCACCACCCCGCCUCGUGCGCCGUCGCCGGUCCACGGCUUCGGUACCCUGGCGGUGCAUGCCGGGUCGCCGCAUGACCCGGCGACCGGGGCCGUGAUCGAGUCCAUCUCGCUCUCCACGACUUUUGCCCAGACCGCAGUCGGCAAGCCAGUCGGCGAGUUCGAGUACAGCCGCAGCAGCAACCCGAACCGGAACAACUUCGAGACUAUGGUGGCCGCCCUCGAGCACGCCAAGCACGCACUCGCUUUCUCCUCCGGCAGCGCCGCCACCACCGUCAUCCUGCAGUCGCUAGCUGCCGGCUCGCACGUCAUCUCGGUGUCUGACGUCUACGGCGGCACCCACCGGUAUUUCACCCAAGUCGCCAAGGCCCACGGCGUCAAGGUCACUUUCACCCCCGAGAUCGAGGUUGAUAUUCGCGAUCACAUCACCGACGCUACCAAGCUGGUCUGGAUCGAAUCCCCCAGCAACCCGACCCUGCGGUUGGUCGACAUCCGCGCUGUCGUUACCCAGGCCCACGAGCACGGCAUCAUGGUCGUGGUCGACAACACCUUCCUGAGCCCCUACGUGCAGAACCCGCUCGACCACGGCGCCGACAUCGUCGUCCACAGCGUCACCAAAUACAUCAACGGCCACAGCGACGUCGUCAUGGGUGUUGCCGCCUUCAAUUCCGACGACCUCCACAAGCGCCUAGCCUUCCUCCAAAACGCUCUCGGCGCCGUCCCGUCAGCCUUCGACUCCUGGCUCGCCCACCGCGGCGCCAAAACCCUCCACCUGCGAGCCCGUGAGGCCACCACCAACGCCACGGCAGUCGCCCACGCUCUCGAAGCCAGCCCCCACGUCCUGGCCGUCAACUACCCAGGCCUCGACUCCCACCCACACCGCGCCAUCGCCCUCAAGCAGCACCGCGCCGGCAUGGGUGGUGGUAUGCUCUCCUUCCGCAUCCGUGGUGGCCACGCCGCGGCCGAGCGCUUCUGCCAGUACACGCGCAUCUUCACGCUCGCUGAGUCGCUCGGUGGCGUCGAGUCGCUCGUCGAGGUGCCCAGCAGCAUGACACACGCGGGGAUCCCCCGCGAGCAGCGCGAGGCUGUGGGUGUCUUCGACGAUCUCGUCCGCAUCAGCUGCGGUGUCGAGGACGCGGAGGACCUGAAGCGGGAUGUGCUUCAGGCGCUGGAGAAGGCCGUAGCAGAGGCGGAGAAUGGUGUUAAUGGGUCGAACGGAACAAACGGGGCUUAA